AUGACGACAGAGGCAGGUGAGCCACAGGAGGCCCAGCCCAAGGAGGCAGAGCUCUUUCCUGAAGCCGCCUCCCACUCCACACCCAAACAGGGGGCAGAGGGCGGGGCCACCCAUAUCCAGGCGAACGACUUGAUCGUUCCCCUGUCGCCAAGCGGGCGAGUUGCUCGUUCUCCAGGAAGAAACACGCUGAGCUUCAGGACCAUGCAGGCGAAGGUCACUCUGCUGGACGGCUCGCUGUUCACCUGCACUGUGGAGAAACGCUCUCGUGGUUUUCAUCUGUUUGAGAAGAUUUGUGAACACGUCAACUUGCUAGAGAGAGACUACUUCUGUCUGUCCUUCAGAGACGCAGACAACAACAAGAACUGGUUGGAUCCAGGGAAGGAGAUGAAGAAGCAGGUCAGAGGUGUUCCCUGGAUCUUCUCUUUUAAUGUGAAGUUUUACCCUCCUGACCCCGCCCAGCUGUCUGAGGACCUCACCAGGUACUUCCUGUGUCUCCAGCUCAGACAGGACAUCGUCUCUGGUCGUCUUCCUUGUUCGUUUGCGACUCACACUGUCCUUGGUUCCUACACCGUCCAAUCAGAGCUUGGAGAUUACGACCCCGAUGACUGUGGAUCCAACUCCAACUACGUCAGUGAACUUUGUUUUGCUCCAAGUCAAACUAAAGAAAUGGAAGAAAAGAUCAUUGAGCUGCACAAAACUCGCAGAGGGAUGACACCAGCUGAAGCUGAAAUGAACUUCCUGGAAAAUGUCAAGAAACUUUCAAUGUACGGAGUGGACCUUCAUCACGCGAGGGACUCGGAGGGCGUGGCCAUCAUGCUGGGCGUGUGCAAUAGCGGCCUGCUGGUCUACAGAGACCGACUGAGGAUCAACAGAUUCUCGUGGCCAAAGAUUCUGAAGAUUUCGUACAAAAGAAACAACUUUUACAUUAAGAUCCGACCUGGAGAGUUUGACCAGUUUGAGUCCACCAUUGGUUUUAAGCUGUUCAACCACAGAGCAGCAAAGCGGCUGUGGAAGGUCUGUGUGGAGCAUCACUCGUUCUUCAGGUUGGUGUCUCCAGAGGAACCUCCUAAGAAAUUCCUGUCUCUGGGUUCAAAGUUCCGUUACAGUGGUCGGACUCAGAUUCAGAGUCGCAGAGCCAGCGCUCAGAUCUCCAGACCUGCACCCAACUUCCCCCGAUGUGUCAGCAGGAGGAACCUGCUGAGCCGCAGCCUGGACGGAGGCUCGAGGACCACGCCCACACCCUCUCUGAUUGGCUCUCCAGCCAUCACAGCUUUCCCCAAAGCCAACGGUGGUACACACACAGAUAUGGGUACAGGAUUGUAUGCAGCAUCUAAAUCCAUUGCUGUCAGUGACCUCAUCACCAUGGUAUCACCUGAGAGGAGGACAGAGGAGAGGGAGGAGGAGCAAGAGGAGGAGGUGCUCGUGGUGGAGGAGGUGGUGCAAGAACUGAUGGAGGAAGAGGAGGAGACAAGAGCGACGGACAUUUCUCCUCCUACUCCUCACAAACAGGAAACCAAGACGGAGUUGACUGACACUAUGGACGGAGACCUGACGGCCACUGAGUCUGAUCAGGAUGAAGAUUUGAAAACUCAGGAGACCUUGAGUCCUGAAGAGCUCCAGAAGCCUCAGAGCACCAUCAGCGCGCUCAGGCGCUCCUUCUUGGAGGGCGGGGGGGCGGGGGGGGUGACUGAGUGGGAGAGACGUCUCGCUGCGUCGCCGCUCCGAAGAAUCGAAGACGCUCCGAUGAUCGAACCUCUGGAGCCGGACGAGCCCCUCCCACUGGACAGCAGCUCCUCAGAGGAGGGCGGGGUCAUAACAAACCAACAAUCCCCUCAGCCAAUCAGAGAGAAGAGUUACACUGUGGGGCGGAGCUACGACACCAGCUCGGGCAGGACUGUCACCAUGACAUCUAAGGAUAAUAGCUCUGCUGUCGCCAUGACAACGAGCGUUGAGACGGACAGGCAGCUCCGGGUCAUUCCACUUUCCACUGCUGAUGAUGUCAUCACAGGGGGGGCGCUGACGACCAUUUGUGAGGUGAAGACGCCGACCUCACCGUCGGAGCCGCUGUCCAGCGUCUGUUCCGUCAUGAGUGAGACUGGAGGAAGUGGGGUCAGAGCGCUGGACCCCCGGGGGGCGCUGGGCUGGGAGAGGCCCCCCCUCCUCCAUCCCAGAUCACCUGUGGGCGGGCCGAACCUAAGUCCCGCCUCCAGCAGGAAGUCUCCCUCCGCGGCCAGAGUGCCUAUACCUACAUUUGAUGAAAUGUCUCCUGAACUAAACGCUCUCCUGAAGUCGGCCAGAGAUCAAGAAACCUUUAGAGAUCACAACCUGCUGAAGACGUCGGAGAAAGUGGAGACACUCCUCUUGAUGACACAAUCACAUGACCAUGACCAGCCAUUGGUGGACCAGGUAGAGGUCCCAGUAAUGAGGAAGACUUUCACGUAUGAAGCUCCAGGGAGCCGAGUGGAGUCUGGUUUCCCUGCAGGACGACUUCUGAGCUCACAGACGUUCACCGCAGAGACGUCCAACACCAGCACCACCACACACAUCACCAAGACAGUAAAAGGAGGAAUGUCAGAAACAAGAAUCGAGAAGCGAAUCGUCAUUUCCGGAGACACCGAGAUCGACCACGACGAGGCCCUGGCCGCGGCGCUAAGUGAAGCCCGGCGGCAGCACCCGGAGCUGUCCGUCACACGGGUCGUCGUCCAUAAAGAAACGGAAGUGUCUCCUGAUCAUGUGAUUGAUUAA
Messenger RNA from Limanda limanda (common dab), 2745 nucleotides. RefSeq names its product erythrocyte membrane protein band 4.1-like 3a (gene epb41l3a). Gene Ontology annotation, cellular component: plasma membrane; cytoskeleton. The record is from RefSeq and is a predicted model, not a curated record. The transcript has 25 exons. The coding region runs from base 1 to 2745 and encodes 914 amino acids. Lineage: Eukaryota; Metazoa; Chordata; Actinopteri; Pleuronectiformes; Pleuronectidae. Gene Ontology annotation, biological process: cortical actin cytoskeleton organization. Gene Ontology annotation, molecular function: actin binding; structural molecule activity.